Molecule: messenger RNA, 771 nt
Organism: Ziziphus jujuba (common jujube)
Lineage: Eukaryota; Viridiplantae; Streptophyta; Magnoliopsida; Rosales; Rhamnaceae
Product: secreted RxLR effector protein 161-like
Exons: 1
Coding region: 1-771 (256 amino acids)
Source: RefSeq, a predicted model, not a curated record
AUGGAAGGUGCAAAGCCUGCAAGUGUACCUCUUGGUGGACAUUUCAAAUUAUCAAGUGAACAAUGCCCAUCAACUGAGCAAGAGAAGGAAGACAUGAUAGAAGUUCCUUAUUCUAAUGCUAUGGGGUCAGUGAUGCAUGUGAUGAUCUUAACUAGGCCUGAUUUAGCUCACGCCAUUAGUGUCUUGAGUAGAUAUAUGGCAAAUCCUGGCCGAGAUCAUUGGGAAGCUUUAAAAUGGCUUCUAAGGUAUUUGAAACAUAUAGCGAGUGAAGGAUUGAUUUAUAAGAGGGAUUCAAGUGGAGUGGAGCUAAAUGGAUAUCUAGAUUCUGAUUAUGCAGGAGAUAGGGACAAGAGAAGGUCAAUGUCCUCUUAUGCAUUUACCUUGUGUGGAAAUUGCAUAAGUUGGAAAUCUCAGUUACAACCUAUGGUGGCUUUGUCAACGACUGAAUCAGAAUAUAUGGCAGCAACUGAGGCUGCAAAAGAAGCCAUUUGGCUUAAAGGGCUACUGACAGAGCUUAAAGCACUCAAGCAGGAGGUUACUUUGUACUCAGAUAGUCAAAGUGCAAUACAUUUGUGUAAAAAUCCAGUGUUUCAUGAAAGAUCUAAGCACAUUCAAGUUAGAUAUCAUUUCAUUCGAGAUAUGACAGCUCAAAAAGUAAUCAGAUUGGAGAAGAUCCCUACAGAGUUUAAUCCUUCAGAUAUGGGAACAAAAGUGCUUACUGUUGGUAAGUUUAACACUUGCAAAAACUUGCUUCGAAUAGGAGCAAGCUGA